AGCUAUGUGUUGUGGACGGAAUCAAAGUUGCGCAACAUUGUGCUCUGGGCCGCUCGCUACGUGCGACGGUUUUCAGACGCUAGAGCUGUCAACAACCACGUGCAGCUAAAGGGCGCAGCCAUCGCGAUCCUUCCGAGGACCGAGGUCGGGACGACGACCUCGGGGUGACCGUUGACAUACACUUCACUGCAGGCCAUCCGCGAUAAGAGGUGCGAGCGCGAGCAUUAGGGACUAGCGGGCGUAUAGGUUUUUUGUAUGUAAAGUUUUAUUGCGUUGUACAUCGUUAUUGUAAUAUAGUGUUUUAAGUACUUUUUAUCCUGGUGUUCGGAUUGUUUAUUUACGUGUUAAAGAACAUAAAAGUGGCGACGAGGAUGGGAUUUUCCUCAUCAGUGUGUAGAACCUGCGUUGUAAAAAAAAAGAAAAAAAACUGCUCCUUCUCUAACUGAAAAAAACGCGCAGUGCAGUGAAAUUGUUUAAUAAUUAAAAAAAAAAAACCUAUUCAGUGAGUGUAAAAGAAAAAAAAAAGUAUAUAAAAAGGAUCAUCAGAACGUGUGUAGUAGGAUAGCUAAGCUCAGUAGCUUGAUUGAAAAGUUCGUGUACAGUUCGGUUUUAUUUUUUUUCCUGUCGAGGACAAUUUUUUUUUCUCUCUCUGCAAAUAAUUUAUAAAAUGAAUACCAGUGGUGAUGAAGAAAGGCGCUCUAGUGCGGGUUUUAAUGUGCAACCGACGCACCAGCUACAAAAUGGUUCUGGAGAACCAUCAGUGCAGCAACCUCCAUUACAAACGCCGCCAUCGGUGUCGAUGGAUAGUUCGUCGAUGAUGCAGAUCUUGAAAUUAAUGCAGCAACAAAUGGCGCAGCAGCAGAACAUUUUGGCGCAGUUAAUGCAGCAGCAAGGGUCAGGCCAAAGUUCAUCCACAACACCGGAACAAAUCUUGGAUUCGUUGUGCAGCCACAUUAAAGAAUUUAAAUACGAUGCUGAGGCUGGAACGACAUUUGCCGCAUGGUACAACCGCUAUGAGGACCUGUUCGAAAGAGAUGCUGCCCGGUUGAGCGACGAAGCAAAAGUGCGCCUUCUCAUGCGCAAGCUAGGAACUCUUGAACAUGACCGGUAUGUAAAUUUUAUCUUGCCAAAGUUCUCACGAGAUUUUUCAUUACCAGAGACGGUCGCAAAGCUGACAGAUUUGUUCGGAACUAAGGAGUCCCUGUUACAUCGACGGUUCAAAUGCUUAAAUACGGUGAAGGGGAAGACGGAAGAUUAUCUAGCGUACGCAUGUCGCGUCAACCGGGGUGUAGUCAACUUUGAGUUAGGCAAGUUGACGGAGGAACAGCUUAAAUGCCUUGUAUUUGUUUGCGGGUUGAAAGAUGAUAAGGAUGUGGAAAUUCGUCAAAGACUGUUAGUGCGGAUCGAGGAACGUCCUGAAACCACCCUGGAGCAUAUUACAACCGAAUGUCAACGCAUUAUCAACUUAAGACACGACAGCGCAAUGAUCGAAAGAGAGAACACCGAACAAGUCUAUGCAGUGAAGCAUAAGGAAACACAGUUCCAGCAUUAUCGAAGCAACCUGCCAUACGAUUCGAAACCCCCUAGCAGAUCGUGCUGGCUAUGUGGAGGACUACACUGGUCUCGAGACUGUACGUACCGUACUCACAAAUGUACCGAUUGUGGAAGAAUAGGCCACAAAGAAGGAUUUUGCAAAACGUACAACAAUUAUCGUCGGAACUAUAACCAAGCGAAUUUCAAUCGUCAGCAAGCAAAUACUAGAACGGUCUCAGUCAAUGUGCACAGCGUUCAGGAGAGAAGGAAGUAUGUACCUCUCAGCAUCAAUGGCAUUCACCUCCGGCUACAGCUCGACACCGCUUCUGACAUAUCAGUCAUUGGCAAAAAUACCUGGAAACUAAUCGGAGCACCCCCCCUUUCCCCGCCAACAGUCGAUGCCAAAACAGCAUCGGGAGCAGUGUUGCAUAUAAUCGGCGAAUUCAGUGCCAACAUCACCAUCAAAGAAGAGCAGCGUGUCGAGACGGUUUAUGUUUCGCAAGCGGACUUGAAGCUGUUGGGAACCGACCUAAUCGAGGCUUUUUCCUUAUGGUCAGUGCCUGUUGACCAGAUAUGCAACGCCAUUCAAUCAUCAACGAAUAAGGAGCUACGACUACGUUAUCCCAAGCUGUUUGGAGAGGGCAUGGGCCUAUGUACAAAGGGAAACGUUACUCUGCAGCUGAAAGAAAAGUGUCGUCCAGUUUUCUGCCCUAAACGUCCAGUUGCGUACGCUAUGCUGGAUGCAGUCGACAAGGAACUGGACCGGCUGGAGAAGCUAGGAGUCAUCACACCGGUCGAUUUCUCUGACUGGGCCGCACCAAUUGUCGUCGUGCGGAAAGCAAACGGUCAGAUAAGGAUCUGCGGAGAUUACUCGACCGGUCUCAAUGGAGCCUUGCACCCCCAGGAGUACCCGCUUCCACUACCAGCAGAUAUUUUCGCCAGGCUAGGUAAUUGCACUCAUUUUACACAAAUAGAUUUAUCGGAUGCUUUCCUUCAGGUCGAAAUUGCUGAGCAGAGUCGGAAGUUUCUAACCAUCAACACGCAUAAAGGGCUUUACUCCUACAACCGACUACCACCGGGCAUCAAGGUAGCUCCUGCGGCUUUUCAACAGUUGAUGGACAAAAUGCUCAUUGGAUUGCGGGGAGUUUCCAGUUACAUGGAUGAUAUCAUUAUCGGAGGUAGGAAUCAGAAAGAACAUGAUGAUAUUUUAAAUGAAACGCUCGCUAGAAUUCAAGAUUAUGGUUUCACAAUUCGCGUAGAAAAAUGUUUUUUUAAUGAGAAGCAAAUACGGUAUCUAGGGCACAUAAUCGAUAAUCAAGGCAUCAGACCAGAUCCGGAAAAAGUUAAAGUUAUAACCAAUUUGCCAGCACCAUCAGAUGUCAGUGAAGUAAGGUCAUUCCUCGGAGCAAUCAAUUAUUAUGGGCGCUUUAUUCCAAAUCUACGAAAUUUGCGGUACCCACUGGAUGCACUACUAAAAGAAGGGAGAGAAUUUGCGUGGACUGCAGAAUGCCAGAAAGUUUUUGAAAAAUUCAAGUCAGUAUUGUCUUCAAACCUAUUAUUAACCCACUAUGAUCCGCGACUUGAGAUAGUGGUAUCAGCUGAUGCGUCUUCCGUUGGUCUGGGAGCAACUCUAAGUCACAAAUUUUCUGAUGGCAGUAUGAAGGUUGUACAACAUGCAUCACGAUCUCUUACAAAAGCCGAGCAAAGAUACAGUCAAAUCGACCGGGAAGGGCUAGCUAUCAUUUUCGCAGUGACCAAAUUUCAUAAGAUGAUAUUUGGUCGGCAUUUCCGUCUUCAGACAGAUCACAGGCCUCUGCUAAGAAUAUUUGGAAACAAGAAAGGUAUUCCUGUUUACACUGCAAACAGGUUACAGCGUUUUGCCCUUACGCUUUUAAUGUACGAUUUUGAAAUCGAAUAUGUAACCACGGAGAAAUUUGGAAAUGCCGACAUCCUAUCAAGAUUGAUAAGCGAGCACAGCAAGCCAGAUGAAGACUAUAUAAUCGCCAAUUUGGAGCUAGAGAAGGAUGUAAAAUCAGUAGUCAUCAGCAACAUCUCAUCCCUACCAAUCAAUUUUACGGAAGUAGCCAAACAAACGGGAAAAGAUUCAAUUUUAUCAAAGGUACUACAUUUUACACAAAACGGUUGGCCACAUAAUACUAUUUAUACAGGAGAAUUAGCAAGUUUUUAUGCAAGAAGGGAAGCGUUAUCAGCAGUGGAUGAGUGUUUAUUAUUUGGCGAGAGAGUCAUAAUUCCAAACAGCCUUCAGGAACGAUGCCUCCGACAGUUCCAUCGUGGCCAUCCUGGCAUUCAAAGAAUGAAAUCGUUAGCUCGUAGCUACGUAUAUUGGCCAUCCAUCGAUAAAGACAUAAGCGAAUGCGUAGCCUCUUGUGAGAGGUGUCAAGCUGUUUCAAAGUCACCUGCUCAUUCAACUCCUAUUCCUUGGCCUAAACCUUCAUCACCAUGGCAGCGUGUGCAUAUCGAUUACGCUGGCCCUCUGGAAGGGGACUAUUUUUUAAUUGUCGUGGAUGCAUACUCAAAAUGGCCAGAGAUUGUAAAAACAUCAAGCAAUACGGCAUCGGCGACUAUAGCAAUUCUACGAGGAAUAUUUUCACGUUUUGGAAAUCCAGUCACGCUUGUAAGUGACAAUGGCACGCAGUUUACUAGCGAGAUUUUUGCUGAUUUUUGCGCUCACAAUGGCAUAGAACAUCUGAGAACAGCACCAUUUCAUCCUCAGUCAAAUGGCCAGGCUGAGAGGUUUGUAGACACGUUCAAGAGAUCGAUGAAAAAGAUUAGUGCAGAAGAUACAUCACUUCCGGAGGCAUUGGACAUAUUUUUACAAACCUAUCGAUCGACUCCAAAUCCGUCCACAGAAGAAAAGAAAUCACCAGCUGAGCUCAUGUUAGGUCGUAAAAUGCGAACAACUUUGGAUCUGCUUCGUCCUACCUUAAAUCCAUUUAAACACAGUGUACCUGAGAAGGUGAGAGAGUUGUCCUGCGGAGAUUUAGUGUACGUCAAGACAUACAGCAGAAACAUUUGGAAAUGGGAGCCAGCAGUCAUAACCGGAAGAUGUGGCAACGUUAUGUAUGAAGUUGUAACCGGUGAUCAACGUACACUUCGAAGGCAUGUAAAUCAAAUGCGUAGGCGUAACGGAAAUCAGCAGCAUCAGCAGAGCCGCUCUUCGAAACCCUUAGCUCUGGAUGUAUUUCUGGAUUCAUGGAAUGUAAUGCACGAGCCACCACCGUUGCUUGACGAUCAGUGCACUCCAUCACCUGUUCAGGCGCCACCGUUAUCGUUAUCAUUGGCUCCAACAACGUGUCUUCCAUCACCGAGUUGUUUGUCACCAUCGUCAUCGUCGACUCCACCAUCGUCUACAAUACCGCCUGAGUCUGCUAUCACAUCGUCUGCGUCCUCGCCAUCGUCAUCGUCCAAUUCGGGUUCAGUCUACACUUCCUGUUCACCUACAUCACCUGAAGAGUCUCCAACAGAUGAACUAGAUGACCACAAGGAAGAAGAACAGCUGGUACAAGUACCACGUAGGUCUUCUAGAAAUAUAAGACCCUCACGUUGGUUGGACCAGUACCAGCUAUAUUAACAGGGGGAGAUGUUGUGGACGGAAUCAAAGUUGCGCAACAUUGUGCUCUGGGCCGCUCGCUACGUGCGACGGUUUUCAGACGCUAGAGCUGUCAACAACCACGUGCAGCUAAAGGGCGCAGCCAUCGCGAUCCUUCCGAGGACCGAGGUCGGGACGACGACCUCGGGGUGACCGUUGACAUACACUUCACUGCAGGCCAUCCGCGAUAAGAGGUGCGAGCGCGAGCAUUAGGGACUAGCGGGCGUAUAGGUUUUUUGUAUGUAAAGUUUUAUUGCGUUGUACAUCGUUAUUGUAAUAUAGUGUUUUAAGUACUUUUUA
Molecule: messenger RNA, 5443 nt
Organism: Anopheles gambiae (African malaria mosquito)
Lineage: Eukaryota; Metazoa; Arthropoda; Insecta; Diptera; Culicidae
Exons: 1
Coding region: 668-5125 (1485 amino acids)
Biological process (GO): DNA integration; proteolysis
Molecular function (GO): nucleic acid binding; aspartic-type endopeptidase activity
Source: RefSeq, a predicted model, not a curated record